Culex quinquefasciatus (southern house mosquito) is the source of this 622-nucleotide messenger RNA. RefSeq lists its product as uncharacterized. The transcript is spliced from 4 exons. Bases 23 to 562 code for a protein of 179 amino acids. NCBI's taxonomy places the organism in Eukaryota, Metazoa, Arthropoda, Insecta, Diptera, Culicidae. The record is from RefSeq and is a predicted model, not a curated record.
UUCGUGCUACAAAGUGGUGAAAAUGCAUUGCAGUAAUGUUUUGAUAAUUUGCGGAACCUUUAUUUUUUUGGCUAAGGGCGAAUACGUCGUGGAGUUCACCGACUACGGUGGUGACUGUGAAAAUGGAAAGCCCAUGCCGAACGUGGACUUUUCCGACCUCGAAACCGUGGAGGAUGAAGACGGGAAUGGCUUCCUGACCGGGAAGAUUGUGUUCAAAAGCGAGUACAACGACCCGAUUGAGUUAAAAGUGUACACGGAACGUCAAAAGCAGGGCGCUUGGACCGCCGGUGAAAUCUCGCGAGAUGUGUUGAACAUGUGUCCGCUGCUGACGGCCCCCUCGGAACCGUGGCACCUCUUUACCUCGGCCAUGAAGCAUCAGGAGUGUCCCUUUCCGGCAAAUCACGAGGAAACGUUCAACAUGCUGCCCCUGGGGGACAUCAACAUGCAGUUCCCGGACACGUUUGCCGGCAACUGGCGCCUGUUUGCCGAGGUCACCACCCCGCGGGAAGGCGUCAAGGUGACCGAGUGCAUGCGGAUUGGGUUUUUGAUUAAAGAAACUUGAUACGGGUGUGGUGAGUACCAGAGCAUGCAUGGUAGCAAUAAAAAUAUUUUAAAAGAAAAA